GCCGGGACUAGUGGAGGCAAGGCACCCCGCUUGGCUCGGCUCGGGGUUCUCUGUCUCCGCCACUGCCGCAGCACUGCCAGGGGAGUCCCCACCCGGGGCGCGCGCUCCUCGGCAGGCGGGGACCCCCUUUCCCCCCGGGCCCGCGGAACCCCCUGCCCGGCUGGCGCUCACACCCAGGCUAGCUCCCCCAGCCGCGCGCGCCCCGCCGGCCCCGGCCCGCUCCCCGCAGGUGAUGUCAUGCCCAUUGUUUUGGUGCGUCCAGCCAAUGGGACUCGCCGCUUGGAUUCUACCGGAGCCGGCAUGGGCCCUUCCUCGAACCAGCAGCAGGAGUCCCCGCUCCCGACCAUAACGCAUUGCGCAGGGUGCACCACCGCCUGGUCCCCCUGCAGCUUUAACAGCCCCGACAUGGAAACCCCAUUGCAGUUCCAGCGCGGCUUCUUCCCCGAGCAGCCGCCGCCGCCGCCGCGCGCCUCGCACCUGCAUUGCCAGCAGCAGCAGCAGCAGAGCCAGGACAAGCCGUGCCCGCCCUUCGCGCCCCUCCCGCACCCCCACCACCCGCACCCGCACCUCGCGCACCAGCAGCAGCCUGGCAGUGGCGGCAGCAGUCCAUGCCUCCCGUGCAACAGCUGCUCCUCCUCCGGCGCCCCGGGGGCGGGGGCGGGGGCGGGGGCGGGGGAUAACCUGUGUCUGCUGCUCCGCACCUCCUCGCCCGGUGGCGCCUUCCGGACCCGCGCCUCAUCUCCACUGUCGGGCUCUUCGUGCUGCUGCUGCUGCUCGUCGCGCCGGGGCAGCCAGCUCAAUGUGAGCGAGCUGACGCCGUCCAGCCAUGCCAGUGCGCUCCGGCAGCAGUUCACGCAGCCGCCCGCCGCCUCCCACUACCACCAGUGCCACAGCCUGCAGCCCGCCGCCAGCCCCACGGGCAGCCUGGGCAGCCUGGGCAGCCUGGGCUCGGGGCCGCCGCCGCCGCACCCUCCCCACCACCACCACCACCACCCGCACCCGGCGCACCACCAGCACCCCCAGCCCCCGGCGCGCCGCGAGAGCAACCCCUUCACCGAAAUAGCCAUGAGCAGCUGCAGGUACAACGGCGGCGUCAUGCGCCCGCUCAGCAACUUGAGCGCGUCCCGCCGGAACCUGCACGAGCUGGACUCGGAGGCGCAGCCCCUGCAGCCCCCCGCCGUCGGGGUCGCGGCCGGGGGCACUCCCCCGGUGGCCGUCGCCGCCGCUUCCUCCUUGGCCCCUGAGAUCGUGGUGUCCAAGCCGGAGCACAACAACUCCAACAACCUGGCGCUCUACGGGCCCGGGGCGGGCGGCGGAGGAGGCUCGGGGGGCGGCGGCGGCAGCGGGCACGGCAGCAGCAGCGGCACCAAGUCCAGCAAGAAGAAGAACCAGAACAUCGGCUACAAGCUGGGCCACCGGCGCGCCCUGUUUGAGAAGCGCAAGCGGCUCAGCGACUACGCGCUCAUCUUCGGCAUGUUCGGGAUCGUGGUCAUGGUCAUCGAGACCGAGCUGUCGUGGGGAGCUUAUGACAAGGCGUCGCUGUAUUCCUUAGCUCUGAAAUGCCUUAUCAGUCUCUCUACGAUCAUCCUGCUCGGUCUGAUCAUCGUGUAUCACGCCAGGGAAAUACAGUUGUUCAUGGUGGACAAUGGAGCAGAUGACUGGAGAAUAGCCAUGACUUAUGAGCGGAUUUUCUUCAUCUGCUUGGAAAUACUGGUGUGUGCUAUCCAUCCCAUCCCUGGGAAUUACACGUUCACAUGGACGGCCCGGCUUGCCUUCUCCUACGCCCCCUCCACCACCACCGCCGAUGUGGACAUCAUUUUGUCUAUCCCCAUGUUCUUAAGACUCUACCUGAUUGCCAGAGUCAUGCUUUUACAUAGCAAACUGUUCACUGAUGCCUCAUCUCGGAGCAUAGGAGCACUUAAUAAGAUAAACUUCAAUACACGUUUUGUUAUGAAGACUCUAAUGACUAUAUGCCCGGGAACUGUACUCUUGGUUUUUAGUAUCUCAUUAUGGAUAAUUGCCGCAUGGACUGUCCGAGCCUGUGAGAGGUACCAUGACCAGCAGGAUGUCACCAGCAAUUUCCUGGGAGCCAUGUGGUUGAUCUCCAUCACUUUCCUCUCCAUUGGUUAUGGUGACAUGGUACCCAACACGUACUGUGGGAAAGGAGUCUGUUUGCUCACUGGAAUCAUGGGUGCUGGCUGCACAGCCCUGGUGGUAGCUGUGGUGGCGAGGAAGCUAGAACUUACCAAAGCAGAAAAACACGUGCACAACUUCAUGAUGGAUACUCAGCUGACAAAAAGAGUGAAAAACGCAGCUGCCAAUGUACUCAGGGAAACAUGGCUGAUUUACAAAAAUACAAAGCUAGUGAAAAAGAUCGAUCACGCGAAAGUAAGAAAACAUCAACGGAAAUUCUUGCAAGCUAUUCAUCAGUUAAGAAGUGUGAAAAUGGAGCAGAGGAAGUUGAACGACCAAGCCAAUACCUUGGUGGACCUGGCCAAGACCCAGAACAUCAUGUAUGACAUGAUCUCCGACCUAAACGAGCGGAGCGAGGACUUUGAGAAGCGGAUCGUGACGCUGGAGAGCAAGCUGGAGACGCUAAUCGGGAGUGUGCACGCCCUCCCGGGCCUCAUCAGCCAGGCUCUGCGGCAGCAGCAGCAGCAGCAGCGGCGCAGCGCAGCCGAGGCGCAGGUGGACAGCUACGUGGAUGGACAGACCUACGCCGCCCCGCGCUCCCGCUCCUCCUCCCGGAGGCGGCGCUCCUCCUCCACGGCGCCACCGACGUCAUCCGAGAGUAGCUAGAAGAGAAUCAGUUAACCACGAACUAAGACUUUUUUGCCAUCAUAUGGUCAAUAUUUUAGCUUUUAUUGUAAAGCCCCUAUGGUUCUAAUCAGCGUUACCCGGGUUCUGAUGUCAGAAUCCUGGGGACCUGAACACUAAGUUUUAGGCCAAAAUGAGUGAAAACUCUUCUUCUUCUCCUUCUCCUCCUUUUCUUCUUCCUCCUCCUCCUCCUCCUCCUCCUCCUCCUCUUCUUCUUCUUCUUCUUCUUCCUCUUCUUCCUCCUCCUCCUCCUCCUCUUCUUCUUUUUCUUCUUCUUCUUCCUCUUGCUCUCCUCCUUUUUUCUUUCUUCCAGACGCACAGGGAAUGCACCUAUUAUUGCUAUAUAUAGAUUGUUCCUCCUAUAAUUUCACUAACUUUUUAUUCAUGCACUUCAAGACAGACUUUACUACUACAUUAUAUGA
Molecule: messenger RNA, 3239 nt
Organism: Erinaceus europaeus (western European hedgehog)
Lineage: Eukaryota; Metazoa; Chordata; Mammalia; Eulipotyphla; Erinaceidae
Gene: KCNN2
Product: potassium calcium-activated channel subfamily N member 2
Exons: 8
Coding region: 238-2799 (853 amino acids)
Biological process (GO): potassium ion transmembrane transport
Cellular component (GO): dendritic spine; plasma membrane; neuronal cell body
Molecular function (GO): small conductance calcium-activated potassium channel activity; calmodulin binding
Source: RefSeq, a predicted model, not a curated record